This is a messenger RNA of Umbelopsis ramanniana AG, 2025 nucleotides long. RefSeq lists its product as uncharacterized. Gene Ontology annotation, biological process: response to UV; transcription-coupled nucleotide-excision repair. The record is from RefSeq and is a predicted model, not a curated record. Gene Ontology annotation, molecular function: RNA polymerase II complex binding. The transcript is spliced from 12 exons. The coding region runs from base 1 to 2025 and encodes 674 amino acids. Lineage: Eukaryota; Fungi; Mucoromycota; Umbelopsidomycetes; Umbelopsidales; Umbelopsidaceae. Gene Ontology annotation, cellular component: chromosome.
AUGGAUGUGAAAGCUAGAGAGCAUUUGGCAUCUUUAAUAAACGACAUUACCAAGACUGGAGAAUGGACGCUGGAUAAUGAAAAACUAAAGGAGAUCAAACGAAUAUGCAAAAAGUCUGAAGCUUUUGUUGAAAUGUCCGUUGAGCUGAUUUUUAUACAGCUGGGAAAGAAGCAAGCUCAGAUUCGAUAUUCUGCCCUUCAGCUAGUAGAAGAGUUGUUUUCACGAUCCCACAAGUUUCGACAACUGAUUGCGGAAGAGUUUCCGCAGUUUCUACAGUUGACUAUUGGAAUACAUCAAAAGUCAUUACCACCGCCUAGUAACGUGGCUUCCAAACUCAAAGAGUUCGCCGUUGCUUUGGUUAAGACGUGGUACGAAAAAUACGGAGAGAGCUAUCGACCUUUGGCUAUUGGUUACGAUUAUUUAAUAUCCAGCGGUGAAGCUAACUUUGAGGGAUCGAGCUUGAGGGAUAUCAGAAGUCGGGACACACAAAGAUCCCAACAAGAUGUGAGGUUGAAGGCAAUAAAUGAACGGAGGUUCCAAAAUAUAGAGACACAGGUUGCAGACCUAAAAGAUGAUAUUCAAGAAAACCUGAAAAACAUGGAAUCUUGUUUUGAAAUUCUGGUCCCAAGAUUUGAGGCAGAACAGGCACUGGAUGAAGAGAGAGCGGCUGGUGAAACUGGCAAAGCACUAAGCCGAGGAGAUGCCUAUAAAGAUAACAUUAUGUCUCAUGGUCUCGGUUCUUCACGUUAUACCAUUGAAAUCGAUCUGUCUGAAGGCAAUGUUAUGGAGGACGUAAAAGAGUCUGAAGACAAUGAAAUCUUAUUCGAAAAACUUCGAGAGUCUUACAAAAUUAUGACCUCCAAGCAUCUAACUAAAAUCAAUGAAUGGCUGAAAAACUUGGUGAAGAUUGAAUAUACGGAUCCAGCGGCCAAAGAUGACCUUCUCAAAGCCAUCAUCAGCUUGAAAGACGAAAUUCGAGACGCCACUCGUAAGAGCGCUUUAAUAGGUAUUGAUACUCAAGUUGAGAAUGCCAACAAAGAAGCGAAUAGCGACGAUGAAGAUGAUGAAGACAUCGAUGCCCUUUUCGAGGAAGUUGAAGUUCCUACGUUGGAUGAGCCCUCUACAUCUGUCGCGUCAGAUAAACCAAGUGCUGUCGUAAAAUCGAAAAAACUGCCACCCGUCCAGAGAGUAUUCCCAUUAGCUCACGAACCACAUAUGGCUGAAGAUGCUACUUACACUUCGCCUUUGCAAGCGCAAAUAGAGAGAACAGGCAGACUCCGAGAAAAUUCACCAUCAGGCAACAAAGGAAAGCAAAAGGCAGAUCUUCAGCGAGAGGAGCUUUUGAAGGUCGCACCGGUGGUUGAGUGGGGAGAGGACCUUUACUAUUGGGACAAGCAAGAUGUGCAGUUCAACCAAAGUGGCCUCGAAUAUCACCAUCGAUUUCUGGGAGAUGGCGAAGGUGCAAAUAAGCUGUCGGAUGAAACAUUACAAUCUUUGAAAAUGAGAGCCGUUUAUUACAAUCCUCAGUGGCCAGAGAAGAUCAAGGCGUGCCGUGCCCCUUUAAGAAGCGGCAGUCUUUGUCCUCGUAGAGAUUUGGUGACUUGCCCAUUUCAUGGACCAAUUAUUCCUCGUGAUGAAAUUGGUAGACCGGUGGAUCCGAAAACCAAGUUACCAAUGGUUGAUUUAGGCGAACAAGAGACACCAGAAGUGGAGGAAGAUAAGGAUAAGUCCGUAUUCUCUUCGGUGAAAGCCGCACAACCUGCCCUUUGGGAACAGCUGGAAAACGAUGUCAUGCGACAGCAGGGACUUACCCCGAUUGAAAGCACUAAACGUGGCCAAAAGCGAAAGAAAGAAAAGGCUCCAAGUGCUUUAAUUGAUGUAAGGAAGAAGGCAGAAACCAGGCUUACCCGCCUUCAACGACGACUGGAUGACCCACGUAUGAAGAGAAUUGUUGAGGAAACACUGGACCAUGAAAGAUCAAUGAAACUUCGUGACAAGAAAGCAAACUCAUGGAGAGGAAUUUAG